Malassezia sympodialis ATCC 42132 is the source of this 822-nucleotide messenger RNA. RefSeq lists its product as uncharacterized. The transcript has 2 exons. NCBI's taxonomy places the organism in Eukaryota, Fungi, Basidiomycota, Malasseziomycetes, Malasseziales, Malasseziaceae. Bases 1 to 822 code for a protein of 273 amino acids. The record is from RefSeq and is a predicted model, not a curated record.
AUGCCUCAAGAAGAGGUGCAGGCACCUCAAGAGGAGAGCCAGCCUCUGCGUAGCGAUAUUGAAGAACUGGCUGAGCAGGCUACGGAGCAAGAAAUUAACUCGUUUUUACAACAAGCUGAAAUUCAUGCCCUCGACAAAGAUCUGGCUAAAGAGGAGCGGCAGCGCGUCGAACGUGCCAAGGCAGGCCAUGCACCCCAGCAUGCCACAGAGAGCACAGAGACACCGUCUGAUGCACCUUCUACCGCCUCGGAAAACGCUGAGGAAGCUGCACCUCCCUCUGUCAAUCACGAACAAGAUGACCUUGCUGAUUUGGACGAAGAAGAGUUGGAUAGCUUCAUUCUCAACGACGAGGAAGUGAAAAUCAAGGAGCGAGUGUGGAUGGAGUUCAACAAGGACUAUUUAGAAGCUGCAUUGGCCCGCCAACUCAAGCUUGAAGCUGAUCAGAAGGCUGGUAUCGCGCCUGCACCUCGAAAUCGCAAGCGGCAAAAGCCGCGCGAUGCCACCACAGCCCCCACAGGCUCAGCUGCCGAGUCAGCUAAGCAAAUGAUGCAACAGAAACGCUGGUCUCGUCGCAUUAACUAUGAUUCCAGCAGUAAGGAUCCUCAGCAUCCGAGCUCAAAAACCGUUGGUGAAGACGCACCGGAAGACAUCGCUGCUUUGGAGGAAGACACUGAAGAAGAAAGUGACGAGGAUGAUGAGGGUGGUCACACUUCCAAACGGACCCGUACUGAAGACGACUGGAUGGCUUUAGGUGGCCUUAGAAGGCCCGCCUCAGACGAUGAGGAGGAUUACAAUGAGAAUGAGAACAACGAUGUGUGGUAA